CUGCCGGCGCAAAGCACUGCGCUAAGCCGGAGACCAGCGCGCGCGCGCAGCCCAGCCUCCCCUAGCGAAGGCAGGCAGGACCACGCCAAGCCGUGCGUGCGUGCGUGCACGCGUGCGCGCGUGUAUGACUACGUCUGUGUAUAUGUGAUUUUUUUGGGGGUUUUUUUUUUUUCGUUGUUUUUUUGGAUUUCCGCAUUGAUUGACUCUGCUCCUCGGUCCAGCGGGAGGCGGCAGGAGAUGAUGGACGGGCUGCGAUGGUGGAUUUCCCUCUCGUGCGUCUGCGGACUGGUGCAUGUUGGUCACCCGAGCGACCCGGAUCCGCCGCACGGAGACGCCUCGUCGAGCGCCAAGGCUCUUCGUGAUGCGAGCAGGUUGGCCGGCAGGGAGGACACCGUCCCCCUCCGCCUGCUCCGCAGCAGACUCCACCGCGGCCGCGUCGCGCGCGACGCGCUCGACACACGGAUCAGAGCCGGUCCCGGUUCGACUCAGGUAACCCACGUGGCCCAGGCCAGCUUUCAAGUUGAUGCUUUUGGUAGAGCGUUCAUCCUGGACGUGGAACUCAAUCAUGACCUCCUGUCGUCGACGUACAUGGAGAGACGGGUGUCUGAAAAAGGGAAGGCCGUCGUCACCAAAGGAGGGGAACAUUGUUACUAUCAAGGAAAGGUCAGGGACAACUCCGACUCCUUCGUGGCGCUCUCCACCUGCCAUGGACUACACGGGAUGUUUUUCGACGGGAAUCACACCUACAUGAUUGAGCCUGGAGGACGGGGGAACGACAGUGAAGAUGUCCAGAUACAUAUGAUAUACAAAUCUGCUGGCCAUGACGGACUUCCUGAUGUCUUCAAUGAUGAUCUGCCAGAGCCACCGUUCCCCAGUCCCCCAUUUCCUGGGUCAAAGGUUAUUCACAGAAGAAGAAAAAGACAGGCUUCACACGGGUCACCCAGCGUUGAGGAUGAAACCAAGUACAUCGAGCUCAUGGUGAUCAAUGACCAUCUAAUGUAUAAAAAGCAUCGGCUUUCCGUUGGACAGACGAAUAACUAUGCUAAGUCGGUGGUCAAUAUGGCUGACAUGAUCUUCAAAGAACAGCUCAACACCCGCAUUGUGUUGGUCGCCAUGGAAACGUGGGCGGCUGACAACAGGUUCAACAUUGACGAUGACCCCAUGGUUACUCUGAGGGAGUUCAUGAAGUAUCGCAGGGACUUCAUAAAGGAGAAGUGUGACUCCGUCCACCUCUUUUCAGGGAACCGUUUCCAUAGCAGCUGGGGAGGAGCUUCCUACAUGGGCGGAGUUUGCUCCCUCACUAAAGGAGGGGGGGUUAACGAGUAUGGUAAAACUGAUGAGAUGGCCAUAACCCUGGCCCAGUCUCUCGGACAGAAUAUUGGCAUCUUCUCUGACAAGAAGAGGAUCCUCAACGGCGAGUGCAAGUGUGACGACCGCUGGUCAGGCUGUAUCAUGGAUGAUGUUGGCUUCUACCUGCCCAAGAGGUUCUCCGACUGCAACGUGGAGGAGUACCACAACUUCCUCCACAGUGGCGGUGGGGCCUGUCUGUUCAACAAGCCCCUCAAGCUGUUGGACCCUCCAGAAUGCGGUAACGGUUUCGUGGAGCUGGGAGAAGAGUGCGACUGUGGCAGCCCAUCUGAGUGUGCAAGAGAAGGAGAGAACUGCUGCAGUAAGUGCACCCUGACCCAGGGCUCCGAGUGCAGCAAUGGACUCUGCUGCAAGAACUGCCAGAUGGAGUUCAUGGGUGUGAUGUGCAGAGGCGUGAAUGACUGUGACAUCCCAGAGAACUGCGCAGGGCAACUCCAGCCAGUGUCCCCAAAUGUACACAAGAUGGAUGGCUACACCUGUGAAAAGGACCAGGGCCGAUGCUUCAAUGGACGGUGCAAGACAAAAGACAGGCAGUGCAAGUACAUCUGGGGAGAGAAGGCAACGGCGGCUGACAAGUUUUGCUACGAGAAGCUCAACAUCGAAGGGACAGAGAAGGGAAACUGCGGAAAGGACAAGGACACCUUUAUCCAGUGUAACAAACAAGAUGUGCAUUGUGGGUACCUGUUGUGCUCCAACAUCUCGCCAGCGCCGCGACUGGGCGAGCUCCAGGGAGGGCUGACGUCUUUCUCUGUUGCCCAGCAUAGCGCGUCUCUGGACUGCAGCGGCGGCCAUGUGAUGAUUGACGGAGACACUGACCUGGGCUACGUUGAAGAUGGGACGGCGUGCGAGACCGACAGGAUCUGUUUCAAUCACAAGUGUCUCCCCAUCCAGCAGUUCAACUUCAGCACCUGCCCCGGCACCACCGACAAAACCAUCUGCUCUGGACACGGGGUGUGCAGUAAUGUGAAGUGUGUGUGUCAUCUGGGUUGGGCAGGAGAUGACUGUAACUCAACAUCGCCUCUCAGUUACUUGGUGGUGGGACCCACCGCGUCCGUUUCAGGUAUCGCCAGCACCAACAUCAUCAUUGGGGCCAUUGCAGGCUCCAUCCUUUUCCUCGCACUCAUAUUGGCCAUCGCAGCUUGGGGCUACAAAAGCUACCGGCAGAGGCGCUACGUGGAGUCUGAAGUUCACAGGAGAUUCUGUCGGCAAAUGCCGCCGGGGGAUUAUGUGAAGAAGCCGGGGGACGCGGACUCCUUCUACAGCGACAUGCCCCCCGGCGUCAGCACCAACUCCGGCUGCAGCUCCAAGAAGAGGUCUGGCUGCAUGUCACACCUGCAGAAUUACACCCACUCCUUCACUCACUCCAUCCCCUCCAUCUCCCAGAACAUCUCGCUGUUUGUAUUCAGGUCUAACGGCCUGUCCCACUCGUGGAGUGAGAGAAUCCCCGACGCAAAACACAUCUCUGACAUCUGUGAAAACGGGCGGCCGAGGAGCAACUCCUGGGAAGGAAAUCUGAGUGGCCAUCGCAAGAAGCUGAAAGGGAAGAACCGCCGCGCUCGCUCCAACUCCACAGAGUAUUUAACCCCUCGCUUCAAAACAGAGUAUUAUGAUGUAACUAAAUGGGUAGAAGAUGUGAAUAGAAACACUCAAGGACCUUACAUUAGGACGUUGUCCCCUGCCAAGUCGCCCACCUCCUCCACGGGCUCGAUUGCCUCCAGUCGGAGAUACCCUUACCCAAUGCCCCCUCUCCCUGAUGACCAGAGAAAAGCCAACAGGCAGAGUGCCAGGCUGUGGGAGACCUCAAUAUAACAGCCCUCUCGUCGACUCUGCAGGAGAACGACUGUACGCUUUUCUCUCCUUUUCUAUGAACGGGAAAAAUCACAAAGUGAAGCAAAAUUGACACUAUGCGACGGAAGCUGCGAGAGGCGACCCACCGGAGGGCAGAAGAGGUGGGGGGUGUGUGUGUCAGUUAGGGGGCCUUCGAACCGGACUCGCUCAAACGGCGUUCCGACAUUGGACCUCCUUUAAAAAAAAAAAAAUUUACAGGAGGAAUGCCCGCUCAGAUCUCAGUUCCAGAACCACUCCAGACCCGGCUGGAGCUCAGACUCGGACUGAGCUGCUCCCGACUGCUCAGGCCUCGCCUACAGGACAAGAAACAACCCUCUUCCCCCCCAAAAUACUCCACCCUCAACC
Messenger RNA from Lampris incognitus (smalleye Pacific opah), 3561 nucleotides. It is a transcript of the gene adam22, whose product is annotated as ADAM metallopeptidase domain 22. Gene Ontology annotation, molecular function: metalloendopeptidase activity. The record is from RefSeq and is a predicted model, not a curated record. Gene Ontology annotation, cellular component: postsynaptic density membrane. Lineage: Eukaryota; Metazoa; Chordata; Actinopteri; Lampriformes; Lampridae. Gene Ontology annotation, biological process: proteolysis.